Messenger RNA from Nerophis ophidion (straightnose pipefish), 3857 nucleotides. Its product is annotated as gastrula zinc finger protein XlCGF57.1-like. The transcript has 2 exons. Bases 308 to 1939 code for a protein of 543 amino acids. The record is from RefSeq and is a predicted model, not a curated record. Gene Ontology annotation, biological process: regulation of transcription by RNA polymerase II; central nervous system development. Gene Ontology annotation, cellular component: nucleus. Gene Ontology annotation, molecular function: DNA-binding transcription factor activity, RNA polymerase II-specific; RNA polymerase II cis-regulatory region sequence-specific DNA binding. NCBI's taxonomy places the organism in Eukaryota, Metazoa, Chordata, Actinopteri, Syngnathiformes, Syngnathidae.
AUCGGGUGAUAAAGCAAGAUGGCGUCUGACGGAGAAGUCCUAAACGCGGGCAUUAUAUUUCUGUAUUCUUACAUAUAUGUUGUUUAAUAGAGUACACACGGUUAAUGAUUGUUUUUAGCCGGAUACAUUAGUCUGAGCACACUUUGACACUUCUCUUGUUUGAUAGCUUCAUUUUAAGGUAGCUUGCAGCUAGUUUAGCUGGCUAGUUAGCUUAGCUUGUUAGCUGCUAACAAAGAGAAGCGGAAGUUGUUGAAACAUCGCUAAUUAGGGAACUAAUGUGAGUGUAAAGUGUUGUGAUUGUGUGAAAAUGUGCGAAAGAACGAUGGCAAAGGACGAGGAGGAACUUUGGCCAAGAAAAGAGGAGAAGGAGCGACAACAUCAACUACUGGAUGUUUAUUAUAAGAAACAUCAAGUUGUGUUACACAGAACAGAUGUCUGUGAAGAGCAACUUUUGCCUGAAAAACAGGGGUGUAGCAUCAGGAUGGUAAAGGAAGAUCCUUCAAAAAGGACGACCAAAUGCAAUGGACCCUCUGGCAUCUACUUUUCUUCUUUGACACAGGCCCUUCCCUGUAAAAAGGAAGAGGAAGACUCACUGACCCCCCACAUUAAAGAGGAACAGGAGGAACACAGUAUCAGUCAGGAGGGGGAUCAAUUUGAAGGACUGGUGGAGUUCCCAGUGACUGGUGUCCUUGUGAAGAGUGAAGAUGAUGAGGUCAAAGGUGAAAGUGAGGAGAAGAGAGAGGCGGAGCCUCCAAGCAGCAGCUCAACACAACACAUGACAACAGAAGCUGAUGGAGACCACUGUGGAGGAUCACAAGCAGACAAGCUCUUAGCUCCACUAUCAGAUAGUGAGGACACAACGUCACACUCUCCUGACACCGAUGAAGACUCUAAAGAUGAUAAGACAUGUCACACUGACAACACUCACUUGAAUUGUUCUCACUGUGACAAAAAAUUUAAAACCCAUAUUCAUCUGAAAAGACACAUGAAAACACACACUGGAAAGAAACCAUUUUCUUGUUCAAUCUGUGGCUUAUCUUUUACAAGGAAGGACAAUAUGAAAGAUCACACAACAACACAUAAAGGAGAAAAACCGUUUUCAUGUUCUUUGUGUGAUUCAAGAUAUGCACGAAGUCGAGAUUUGAAAAAACACCUGAAAAGACACACUGGAGAAAACCUUUUUAAGUGUUCUGUGUGUAAUUCAAGUUUUGUCGAAGAUGAACAUUUGAAAAGACACAUGAGAACACACACAGGAGAAAAACCUUUUACCUGUUCACUCUGCAGUAAAGGUUUUGCACAAAGUCAAAAUUUGAAAGUACACAUGAGAACACACACUGGUGAAAAACCUUUUUCCUGUUUAACCUGUCGCUCAUCUUUUACAAGGAAUGAAUAUUUGAAAGUGCACAUGAGAACACACACUGGUGAAAAACCUUUUUUCUGUUCAAUCUGUGGUAAAAGUUUUACAAAAAAAAAUGUGUUAAAUGAACACAUGCCAAUACACACUGGAAAAAAACCUUUUACCUGUUCAAUCUGUGGUAAAAGUUUUACACACAGUCAGAGUUUGAAAAAACACACAAUUUUACACACUGGUGAAAAACCUUUUAUCUGUUCAAUCUGCAGUAAAGGUUUUGCACAAAGUCACAAUUUGAAAGUACACAUGAGAACACACACUGGUGAAAAACUGUUUUCCUGUUUAGUCUGUGGUAAAAGUUUUGCUGAAAGUCAAAAUUUAAAAAAACACACAAUAACACACACUGGUGAAAAAUCUCAUUCUUGUUCAAUCUGCAACAGAAGCUUUGGUCAACGAUCAACCCUUAGAACACACAUGAGAACACAUCCAGGAGAGAAAGUGUUGAGUUGCAGUGUGUGUGGUGAAAGAUUCUCUUUUAAGUACCAGUGCAAGAAACACAAGUGUGCUGGUGAGAAUAGAAUAGAAUAGAAAGUACUUUAUUGAGAACAGCAGCAGCACAUGAAACUGCAGGAUUUGAAAUAAACUGUCAAAAUUUUGACAUCAACACAUAAAACAUUUUUGACAUUGUUGUUUGGUAACAAUCUUUUAAUAAGAUUCUACAUUUAUGGAUUUGUUAUUUUAUAUUAGUUUUUUUUUUUUUUUUUUACCCGGGUACAUGCAAAGCCAUUUAUCAACAACACCCAGAAAUGCCGCUGGCUUUGCAGGGCGCAAGUUCUUCUAAGAUGGACUGAUGCAAAGUGGAAAAGUGUUUUGUGGUCAGACGAGUCCACAUUUCAAAUUGUUUUUGGAAACUGGACGAUGUGUCUUCCGGACCAAAGAAGAAAAAAAUUAUCCGGAUUGUUAUAGGUGCAAGGUUCUAAAGUUAGCAUCUAUGAUGGUUUGGGGGUGUAUUCGUAACCCAGGCAUGGGUAACUUACGCAUCUGUGAAGGCACCAUCAAUGCUGAAAGGUACAUACAGGUUUUGAAGCAACGUCAUUCUCCUGGACGCGCCUGCUUAUGUUAGCAAGGCAAUGCCAAGCCACAUUCUGCACGUGUUACAACAGCGUAGCUUAGUAGUAAAAGAGUGUGGGUACCAGACUGGCCUGCCUGUAUUCCAGACUUGUCUCCCAUUGAAAAUGUGUGGUGCAUUAUGAAACCUAAAAUACCACAAUGCUCUCUAUUGUAUUGUUUGAUUAUCUAAAUAUUGCAUAAUAACAAGGUCCAUGUUUAAUUUAAAACACAAUUUUGUACAGGUUGGGGGUCCUCGGCCUAUAAAACGUUGAAGACCACUAUAGAGCUUGACGAUGUGGCUCGGUUGGUAGAGCGGCCGUGCCAGUAACCUGAGCUUCCCUGGUUCAAUAGGCUUCUGAUAAUCAUAGUCAUGUCUGUUGUGUCCUUGAGCAAUACACUUUACACUUGCUCCUGGUGGGUGAUGGUUUGGGCCUUGCAUGGCAGCUCCUGCCAUCAGUUGGUGAAUGGUUGGAUGUAGAAAUAGUGUCAAAGGGCUUUCAGUACCUUGAAAUUAGAAAAGCGCUAUACAAAUAUAACCCAUUUACCAUUUACAAUGGAGCCCCCAGAUUGUUGAAAAACUUAAACUGUACAUCAUGCAAGAAUGGGAAAGAAUUCCACCUGAAAAGCUUAAAAAAUAUGUCUCUUCAGUUCCCAAACCUUUACUGAGUGUCAUUACAAGGAAAGGCCAUGUAACACAGUGGUAAAAAUACCCCUGUGACAACUUGUUUGCAAUGUGUUGCUGCCAUUAAAUUCUAGUUAAUGAUUAUUUGCAAAAAAAUGUACAAGUUUUUCAAGUAUAUUGUCUUUGCAGUCUAUUCAAUUGAAUAUAAAUUGAAAAGGAUUUGCAAAUUAUUGUGUGCUGUUUUACCAUUUACACAAUGUGCCAACUUUAUUAGUUUUGGGUUUUGUAGUUUAAUAAUACAAUUUUAGACUUAUUCAUAAUAGUUUUUUUUUUUAUAGGUUUUUGAAUUCAUUGAAGUGUUGCAUAUUUUUAUUUGUAAUUGUUAAUAAUCCCGUAGAUUAGCACCUUUAUAUGAUUUACAUGUUUACUGGUUCACAUCUGAAACAUCUUCUGGACCACUUCAGGAAGCAUAUUAUUAUUUACUUUAUACAUCAUUUGAACAGUUGUCUUUUAUCUAAUUUUAAAAUGUGUGAUUUUAUGAAUUAUCUGUUGGGUCUCUUUUGUUUUUACAAAUUUACAUUUGUGGAUUAAAAAAAAAAUCCCCAUUGUUGUGUUUUAAACACUGUUUUACUUUUUUAAUAUCCCCAAAACUACAUCAAUGUCAAUCAAAGUUUGGAGUGUCAGGCAUAGGCCAAUAUUGUACAACAUCUCACAGAGUUUACUUUGCAUACAUUCAUAAAAUAAACUGUUUAUUUUGUUUCCCUAUCACAGAAC